ACCUAUCUAUGAAAGCAUUAAGCUAGUAGACAUUCAAGUCGUAGAAACCUUUCCGGAGCCAUUACCUCGAAUUAUAGAAGAAAGCAGUGAUCAUUUAACCAGGAUUUUUAUCAGUAGAAUACAAGAGAAAUUUUGUUUCCCGUGUCAAUCUACUGAUGCGGUCUCAAUUCAAGGACGAUUUUUCCUUUGAGAAAAGAAAAACUGAGUCUCAAAGGAUCCGUGAAAAGUAUCCUGAUCGAAUUCCUGUAAUUUGCGAAAAAGUCGACAAAUCUGAUAUUGCCGCCAUCGACAAAAAGAAGUAUUUGGUCCCAUCAGAUCUCACAGUAGGCCAGUUUGUGUAUGUAAUUAGAAAACGAAUCAAGCUUUCUCCAGAAAAAGCUAUAUUUAUUUUCAUUGAUGAGAUUUUGCCUCCUACUGCAGCUCUGAUGUCCACUAUAUACGAAGAACACAAAAGCGAAGAUGGCUUUUUGUACAUCACUUAUUCCGGAGAAAACACUUUCGGCACUUGCUUUGAUUAAUUUUUUUUGUAUCUUUUUUUCUGUCCCCCCUUUUCUUUAUUUUUUCCCUGUUUUUUUUAAGAUGAUUGAGUGAUUAGGCAUUUUACAAAGCUAAAAAAAAGAAAAUUAACUUCACAAAUGCCUUUUUCGUUUUUAUGCUGAACAUCCUUCUAAUGGUUUUUUUAUAUCGUUUACUGAUGAAGCUUAUGAAAUGAUUCGCAUCCUGCGUUGAUUCGCAUAACUGAUAAUUCGACCAUAAUGAAUUUGCAGAUUCAAUGCUGAUUCCUUUUCUCUUUAAUUUUUACCCUUGAAUAUAAAUUAGGGUUGUUAUGAAAAUGAAAUGUACCUUCUUAUUUUCCAUUACAAAUUACCUUACCAAAUUCACUCGUUUCUACUUCCGUGAACAACAUUACCAAACUAACCUAUUUAAUGUGGUAAACAAAUUAAUAUUAAAUAAUCGUUAAAUAUCAUCA
Schizosaccharomyces cryophilus OY26 is the source of this 970-nucleotide messenger RNA. RefSeq names its product autophagy associated protein Atg8. The record is from RefSeq and is a predicted model, not a curated record. The transcript has 3 exons. Gene Ontology annotation, biological process: cellular response to nitrogen starvation; macroautophagy. Bases 156 to 518 code for a protein of 120 amino acids. Gene Ontology annotation, molecular function: phosphatidylethanolamine binding. Lineage: Eukaryota; Fungi; Ascomycota; Schizosaccharomycetes; Schizosaccharomycetales; Schizosaccharomycetaceae. Gene Ontology annotation, cellular component: fungal-type vacuole membrane; autophagosome; cytosol.